AUGAAGACGAUGAAGCGCCUCCUUUUCGUUUUUUUUGUUUUGCUUCUCGUCUCUGGGGUUAAAGCCCCUCUUCAGAAGGGCUAUGUGGUUGUGAGGGAGGAUAUUGCCCAGGAAGCGGUGACGGCCAUCAAGAUGAUGGUGGAGGAGAUGGCGAAGAUCGAAUCCAACGUCCGUCCGGUUCUCCCUUCAUGGGUCAUGGCCGCCAUGCUCCUGUCGCCCUUGUGGCUCCCAGUGGGGAUCUGGCUGGCCGCUCGUGCUGUUGUCCUUUGGGACAAGACAAUUCGUGACGCCCUGGCCGAUCCUGAUCGGCAUGGAUGGUUCUUGAGAGCAAUCCUGCUGGUGGACCGGAACCUGCUUUGGCAGUCUACGAGGGAGGACGGGGCCCUCGCUGCCGCUCAAGUCGAUGCCGCUGCUGCCCGGGCCGAGACCGCCGCCGCCCGUGCCGAGACCGCCGCCGCCC
Molecule: messenger RNA, 460 nt
Organism: Bipolaris oryzae ATCC 44560
Lineage: Eukaryota; Fungi; Ascomycota; Dothideomycetes; Pleosporales; Pleosporaceae
Exons: 1
Source: RefSeq, a predicted model, not a curated record